UGGAAAUAAAAAAGUUCAUUUUUUUGGAAUUUCCGAACAAAAACCCACUAAGCAAAGUUUUCUCCCAAAGUUUCCUUUCGUAACUGUAACAUAUAGAGACAUAAAUCUCAGAAUCUUGAUACCCAAAAAAACNAAAAAAAAAAAAAAAAAAAAAAAAAAAAAAGAAAAAAAAAAUCCCAUAAAAUUCUCUGUUUCUGUCUCUCUUGAAUCAGCCUUCAGUUCGCCACACCUCCUUUUGUCUCUCUGUAUUUCUCUGUAAAUGCCAGGGGACGAUUACAAUGUUGACUCAUUCACAGCAUUUUUCGAAGGCUGGCUUCUCCGCCAACAACAAUAUCUCGACGAGCUUCUGACAGCCACGCGCCGCCAUCCCGACGACGCUGCGGACAACGGCGAUCUCGAUGAUUUAAUUUCUCGAACCCUCAGCCACUACGAGGAAUAUUACGAGAAAAAAUCUAGAAUUGCCCAAAGGGAUAUUUUUCUCGUUUUUUCCCCCACUUGGUUCACCACCUACGAGCAGAGUCUGUUGUGGAUCGGCGGAUUCCGGCCGGGACUGAUUUUCCGGCUCGUCAACGAGUCCAUAAACGACAUGUGGGACGAUCAAGUGUUGAGAAUUGGGCGGCUGAGGGAAGACGUGAAGGUCGAAGAGCGGAUGCUAAACAAUGACUUAGCGAAGAUUCAAGAAAAAGUGGCGGCGCCGCCGUUGCUGGAGUUUUUCCGGAGGCAGAGCCACGACGGCGUUACUGGUGGGACCGAAAUGGAGGCGUUGAAAGCGGCGUUUCAGUCGGUGCUGGCGAGUGCUGAUUUUUUGAGAAGAGAAACGGCGUUGAAAGUGGCGGAGAUUCUUACGCCAGCGCAAACCGUAAGAUUUUUGGCCGCCGUGGCUCAGCUUCAUCUUAGAAUCAGAGCUUGCGGGUUGCAGAAGGAUGCCGAGAGACGAGACCCCGGGUGUGGGGGUGUGCAAUAAGAGCUGGUUUGAUAACCGUUCGUUUUUUUAGUUUUUCCGUUAAAAAAAAAAAAAAAAAUUACGUUUUUAAAAAGCUAUGGGUGUUUUCUGGCCAUUUCUUAAACACGGAUAAUUUCUGAGGUGAGAUUUCGCAAACAAAAUCUGAAAGUAACGUUUAAAACUUAAUUCAAAAAAUCGUAUAGUUUUGGUGGUGUGUUUAUUUGUUUUUUUCUUUUUGGCUGCGAGAUUUUUAAGGUUAGAUUCGUUUGGAUUUUGAUGUGUUUGCUGGGAAUGGAUUUCAUGACGUUUGGUGAAAAUACAUAAUUUUGUUCUUUUUUUA
Molecule: messenger RNA, 1283 nt
Organism: Cucurbita pepo subsp. pepo (vegetable marrow)
Lineage: Eukaryota; Viridiplantae; Streptophyta; Magnoliopsida; Cucurbitales; Cucurbitaceae
Product: protein RESPONSE TO ABA AND SALT 1
Biological process (GO): DNA-templated transcription
Molecular function (GO): sequence-specific DNA binding
Source: RefSeq, a predicted model, not a curated record